GAAGUAUAAACUUUGCAAACUUAUAUUAUAUUCAAGAUUCAAGAUGAAGCUAAUAGUAUUCUUUGGUCUUUUAUUGUUGGUUGGUGUGUGCUAUGGUGUUCCUAACAAGCCAUCCUACCGGAACGAGCCUUGCUACAAGCCAUCGUACGACAAAGACAUCAAAGAAGUUAUAAAAACCAAAAGACCACAUGAAUACUUGGACAUGAGCAAACUUCCAGAAUCCUAUGACUGGAGAAACAUGAAUGGCGUCAACUUUGCUAGUACUACAAGAAAUCAGCACAUUCCUCAGUAUUGUGGUUCCUGCUGGGCUCAUGGGACAACCAAAACUGAUAAUAUUUACAUUAUUUCAAUGAUAUUAGGAAAGGUGGCAGGUCGKGAAAAGAUGAUGGCAGAAAUAUWUGCCCGUGGACCAAUUACAUGUGGAAUYAUGGCWACYUCACGCCUUGAAAAAUACACUGGAGGGGUUUACAAAGAGUACCAUCUYCUGUCAGARGAUAACCACACUAUUUCAGUUGUAGGCUGGGGAGUAGAGAAAGGAGUGGAAUACUGGAUUGUUAGGAACUCRUGGGGRGCUCCUUGGGGAGAAAAUGGUUACCUGAGAAUUGUAACAAGCAAAUAUAACAAUGGGGAGGGAAAUAGGUAUAACCUGGGCGUUGAGAGCGAUUGUAGCUUUGCAGUACCCAUUGUUUAAUUGAAUAGAAAUAUCAACCCAUAAUUUCUAUCAGGGGCGGCGGAGCCAAAAUUGACUUGGGGGGCACAAUCAUAGACUUAUAGUGAUGACGUCACAUCAACUUUUGUGAAUGCAAUUAACUAUGACAAAAAAAUGAAUUAUUGAAUGUUUCAAGCUGUUAUGUGGAGGAGCCAGGCCCUGCCCCAAAAAUKUUGUGGUGGGGCCACUGCCCCCUGGCUCUACUGCCCCUGUGGAUGAUGGGAAUGCUUGAUUAUACAUCAUUUAGUUUUUAGAAUUUUGAAACAAGAUGUAGAGUAGUUAAAACACGAGGUUAAAUGUAUUGCUGUUGUACAGUUAAAUUGCUUUUGAGUUACUUCUAAAAAUAUGAAGAAAAAUCUACUGUAACAGGGGUAUAGUGAGAGGGGAAUGGGAGGAGGGGGAGAACGCACAAAAGAGAUUUGUGAAAGUGCUAAAAUGUAUAAGGAAAAAUAUAAAAUUCAAUACUCUUUAGCUUUUUUUGUAAAAAGAAGUUUUAGUAAUAAUUGUACAGCAAUGUUUUAUAUGUGUAUUUAAAGUUUUCCACAUAAUAUCUAUAAUAAAAUCUGUCACAUUUAUAUUGAUU
Messenger RNA from Exaiptasia diaphana, 1292 nucleotides. RefSeq names its product cathepsin Z. Gene Ontology annotation, molecular function: cysteine-type endopeptidase activity. Gene Ontology annotation, cellular component: lysosome. The record is from RefSeq and is a predicted model, not a curated record. The coding region runs from base 44 to 691 and encodes 215 amino acids. The transcript is spliced from 3 exons. NCBI's taxonomy places the organism in Eukaryota, Metazoa, Cnidaria, Anthozoa, Actiniaria, Aiptasiidae.